Messenger RNA from Polistes dominula (European paper wasp), 2145 nucleotides. Its product is annotated as prostatic acid phosphatase. The record is from RefSeq and is a predicted model, not a curated record. Gene Ontology annotation, biological process: dephosphorylation. Lineage: Eukaryota; Metazoa; Arthropoda; Insecta; Hymenoptera; Vespidae. Gene Ontology annotation, molecular function: phosphatase activity.
UGGGUAAAAUUCGUGUUCCUUGUUUAUUUCUCAAUCCUACUCUAAUAAUAUUUGGCGCUUCUUUUAAAAUUUACCCUCUGCGUACUGUGGCGCCACCCUAAUUGAAUACAUUUCGACGGACACUUUUCAUAUACAGAGAUGUUACUCCUUACCUCUAUCCUCCAUAGUACCCAGGUAGCAUCCUGGUCAUUCUGAUCAGAACACGCCUGGCAGCAGGAAUUGGUACUCGACGAGCAGGGCGGGCACAACUCUGGUGUUCGUGUUAACCUCUGAUUUUACUAGCGGGAGUGGCAGUGACGCCACGCGGCCGUCGUAACAAGCAAACGGGGUGGCUACUACAGCAGCGUCCUCUACGUUUUUAUAUCGAGUGAUUUCUCUGCCAAGAAUCCCGCACAGUUUAAAUUAAAAAGUAGAAAGUAGAAGAGCGAAAACGAGUAACUACAAGGACGUAAAAAGACCUUGUAAAAAGCGUAUUUUGUCGAUUGUUUUAUAUUGUUAAUGGAGCAGUGCAAUGCCCUCUAGAAGCAAACCAGUUAUUUUAUUUUAAAUUGAUCGUAUAUCUUCUGUACUGUUUUUCUAUGUUAAAAGUAAAAGUGUGAAGCCUUUGUAGUAUGGUACUAUAUAAGAAUACUUUAUUUGAUCGCAAUGAUCACUGAAAGUUUACUGACAGCGUUCGACAUAAGCUCGAGUAUGAAAUUUCUUCGAAAAGUAUUAUAAUAUUUGACAAAUUAUUUCAAAUCGUUAACAGAUGGUGUAUUUAAUUUGAUAGUUAAAUUAUUUGUAGUUAAUCUAAUAUCAAAUAAAUUAAAAUAUCAAUACCAUGUUCGCUAGAUUGCUUAUUGUGUUUACGAACCUUGUAAUAUUGUGUUCUGCUAAUAACAGUGUUGAUUUGGGAACUGUUAUUUUUGCAAAUGUUCUUUAUAGACAUGGUGAUCGGACUCCUAUUGAACUUUAUCCAAAUGAUCCAUAUAAAAAUGAAUCAUUGUGGCCAGUACCUUUUGGACAAUUAACCAAUCUAGGAAAAAAUCAGCAUUUACAUUUGGGUCAAUGGCUAAGAAAUAGAUAUUCUCAUCUUUUAAAUGACGAAUAUCUUCCUAAUGACAUUUAUAUCCGAAGUACGGAUGUAGAUCGUACAUUAAUGUCAGCUGAAGCAAAUUUAGCUGGUUUGUAUCCACCAAAAGGAAAUCAAAUAUGGAAUACUAUCCGUUGGAUGCCUAUUCCAGUACAUACUACACCAGAAUUAGAAGAUAACGUUUUAUCUGGAAAAAAAUACUGCCCAAAAUAUCUAUUGGAAAGAGAUAAAGUAUUACAAUCACCGGAGAUAAAAAAAAUAAAUAAAGAAAAUAAACAUUUAUAUGAUUAUUUGACAGAGAAAACAGGAACAAACAUUAAUACUCUAAAAGAUAUUGAACAUUUAUAUGAUAUGUUAUAUAUUGAAAAUUUAUAUAAUAAAACUUUACCCGAAUGGACAAAAACUGUAUUCCCAAAUAAAUUAAAACCACUCGCUGAAAAAUUUUUUACAAUAAGUGCGUAUAAUAAAAUAUUACAAAGAUUGAAGAUAGGUCUAUUACUUGGAGAAAUGAUAGAUCACAUGGAUAAAAAAUCUAAAAAUGCUUUGAUUCCUGAUAGAAAAGUUUGGGUUUACAGUGCUCAUGAUGAAACCGUGGCAAAUAUGUUAAUGACUUUAAAUUUAUUUGAUCCACAUUGUCCUCCAUAUACAGCCACAAUAUUAAUAGAAUUGAGAUUAAAUUCUAAAAAAGAAUAUUUUGUUACGAUUUCAUACAAAAAUACUACUGAAGAACCAAAUUUAUUAAGUCUUUCUGGUUGCGGCGCUUUAUGUCCGUUGAAUAAAUUUAUUGAAUUAACUAAAGAUGUUAUACCAAAAGACUGGUACAAAGAGUGUACAGUAAAACAUGAAAAGAGUGCAUAUAAUGUCGAAGUAACAACUGUUAUUGCAAUAUUAUCAUCGUCGAUAUUGAUGCUAGUUAGUCUAAUUUUAUUAGUAAUUGGAGUUGUUUACAGAUAUUACAAACGUGCACAUAAUCAGUAUUACCUCAGAUUAACAACAGAUCCUAUAUAAAAAUAAACUAAACAAGAUUAUAGUUAUAUAUUAUGGUACAAAAUAUUUAAUAUCACCAAAGUAAA